CAAAACAACAUGGCGGUCUUUACUGCCUCAGCAACCCUUCCAGUUUUCAGAACAAGUUUAUUUAUGUUUAAAUGCGUUUGUAGAAAAUCACCUUUAGCUGAUGAGGUGGUCCUUGCGCGCCACAUAUGCGGAUCGACCAUCAGGACUAGAACGACUUGGUUUGAUCGUCAAAAAGGCUCUCAAAAUUGCACCGCGCGACGCACGAAAGUAGAAUUUGCGCCUGGACCAAAUACAUUCCAAAGAACUCAAUCGACGUUUACAGAAAACAACUCUUCUCCUAGCACCAGGUGUACCCCGGAGUUGAUUAAAUUGCCGUGGAGUGUCCAACUAGGACACUUCCAGGCAAAAGGAAGCAGGUGCUAUCAUUCUCGACGGCAGCUGAAUACGGCUAACUUUGUGGACAGUUGCCCUCCUGGCGCACAGCCGUAUCUACGGUUGAUUCGUCUCGAUAAACCCAUAGGAACAUGGCUCUUGUACUUGCCAUGCACAUGGAGCAUAGGGCUUGCAGCUCCCGCAGGCUCCUUACCAGAUCUCAAAUUGUUGACCCUUUUUGGAGUAGGGGCCUUGGUGAUGAGAGGGGCGGGGUGCACCAUCAAUGACAUGUGGGAUGUUGACUUUGAUAAGAAGGUGAGCAGGUGGAACAACUCUAGGAGUUGCAAGGAGAUUUUCAAAGGUUUGACCUGAUCUCAAAUUCACGUCAACUCUUGUGAUGGUCCUCAAAAUCUUAAAAGUAGUGCUGUUGCAAUUUACUUUGGUUUUGAAGCCUCAAGGAGUGAAAGUUCUGAAAGACUGGAAUUUUUUUUUCAGCCCAGGGUCUUGGUCAAUAGCAGCUAGAAUAGGUUAAUGUAAGAUUGUUAUUGUGAAAAUCUGUGUACGGGUCUCUGUGAAUAGGGCACAUGGAGUAAGCUGAGUUACAAUAAGGUAAUAAUUAUAUGAAGGAGUUGUGGGACUAAAAUUGUUAGGUCCCAGUCUAAGAUUUUCAAACAGAGGUCUCAACAUCUUAGGGAGACUGAGAUUUUACUAUUUACAGCUCCUGUGUCUGUAAUGCUUGUGUCUCCCACAGGAUGUCCUAAAAAAAAAUUCAGAUAAAAUCCUUAACCCUUUCACCCCCAAGAGUGUCUGGCUUAUAAUUUGUCCUUACAGUAUCACUCUUGAAUCAAAUGUGAAGGUUAUGAGAUUGAAAGAAACGAUUUCCAAUUCAAGAAGCUCCAGACUGUCAAGAAAAUUUCCUUGUCAGUACUAUAGGAAAUGUUAAGAGCACAGUGUGGGGGAUAUAAAUGCUUAUGUUAGGCAUGAGUGUGGGUAUGUUCCUAGAAUUUGAUUGGAUAUCUUCUGAUCAGGGAAAUUUCUGAUUGUUACAUUUAGGUUACUAGAACCAUUUCCAGACCUCUGGCUGCUGGAUCUCUUACACGUUUCCAAGCAUUGGUGUUUCUUGGAGCCCAACUAAGUGUUGGUCUGUCUGUAUUACUCUCUCUAAACAACUACAGGUAUUAAAAAAUCACCACUCAGUUAUUAAGUGAUAAUAAAUUUUUUAUUGAAACAACAUACUGGUACAUCUCUCUAGAAUUUUUAUUGCAAUGCUGAUGACUAAUUAUUAGAUUUUGAAACUUAAUCAAACUUGAUAGAUACUCAGUAUUUUUAAACAUCUUUCUUAUUCUGCUUAUACACAUGACGCUUCUGUCAUUGCUGACCCCAGCAGUAUGCCGGACAAGUUCUCUAUAGAGCUUUGGAGCAAAAAAACAUAGGUGUGAAAUUCGAUUCCUUAUGUAGAUGCAGACUUUUCUUUCUCUCUCCCACAUUUGCAACAAGAGGGAAAAACAGUUUUCUUUAAAUUUUAAAACUGCCUCCCUUAAUUUUUUUUUCUUGAUCUGAACACAGUAUUAUCCUUGGAGCUGCAUCUCUUGGACUUGUUGUCACAUAUCCUUUGAUGAAGAGAAUCACUUACUGGCCACAAGCCUUCCUUGGUAUGCUGAUUUACUAAUUCUUCAUAAUUCACUAAAAAAGCAAAAAAUUAGGUUAAGGGCACCCUGAAGGGAACUUGAAGGAGUACUAUAAAUUAGGAGCUGAAAGAGAACAAGUUAUUUCUUGUCCUAGAUCACAGGGUGUCCUGCCCAGCUUAUCUGAUAGUCGCAAUUUGGUGACCCUAAAUCAGAAAGUGGUGGUCAAAAAUUUUUAAAAAAAUUGCUUGACAAUCAAGCAGAAAGUCAUUUUUUUUUGUUAAAGAAAGAAGAUCAUUUUAUUGAAAUAUUUAAAUCAAUUUAAGGUAAAAACACUUUCAUUGUUAGUAAAAAAGAAAAGAUGUAGUUUGGCUCUUGCUACCAUAUACUUUUGCAUCUGCAAAUUUAGUAGCCAAUUGAAAGUAUUUUGCUACUUGCCUUGGAGAGAAAUUAGGCACUGCAUAGAGUGCUGUAAGAAUUGUGAGCAUGACACUUGUCAUAUAUUGUUGUGAUAUACUUUCUAGCUGCUGAACACUAUGAAGUUAACUAAAACUUAUCUAUAUUUUAAAUCAGGGAUGACGUUUAAUUGGGGUGCUCUGCUUGGCUAUGCUGCAGUUCAAGGAAGCUGUGAUUGGUCUGUCUGUUUGCCAUUGUACAUUGCAGGAAUUAAUUGGACACUCAUUUAUGACACUAUCUAUGCCCAUCAGGUUAGUGUAGUGAAAUAAAAAUUAGAACAAUUCUCUCUGCUAAAGAAUUUUGGUAAUUCUGUCAACAGUAGUCCAAGUUUGGAAAUAUAUGGUUGAUUUCCAUUUGAGGCCUAAUUGUGAAGAGAUGUGAGAAAGAAAGAUGUGAGCCACAUGUCAUUGAUGGUGCACCCCGCCCCUCUCAUCAUCAAGGCCCCUACUCCAAAAAGGGUCAACAAUUUUAGAUCUGGUAAGGAGCCUGCGGGAGCUGCAAGAGAUGUGAGAAGGAGAUGGGAAUCAAGUUGUCUUCUCAGGGUUCAUUCAUUAACACCUGAGUACUAUACCUCUCUUGAUAUGAAAUAAAUUUUAUCCUGGGUGGAUGGUGUUUUUUUUUUUUUUCUGCUUCAAAAUCAAUAGAGAAUACUGUGUCUUCUACAAUGAUCAGCAAUUUUAUUCCUAAAUUCCAUUCAAUAAUUAUGGGUUAAAAAAUUUCCUUCUGCCCAUGAUUUUAACAUCUUCUUAGGUCAUCAUAGUGUAAGGAACCAAUGAUCAUUUUAGGACAUCCAUCACCUGGACAAUUACACCACACAAAUGAAUGAAAUCUGAACCCUUCAGCAAUGUUUUGUUGAUAUCUUUCACACAGGAUAAGGAUGAUGAUGUCUUAAUUGGUGUCAAGUCCACAGCAUUGCUAUUUGGAGAUCAAACAAAGCCUUGGCUAACAGGAUUUAGUGUGGUUAUGCUUAGCAGCCUCAUUCUUGCUGGAAUGAACAGUGAUCAGGCUUGGCCAUACUAUCUGGGACUGGGCUGUGUUUCUUCCCAUCUGGCAUGGCAGGUAAGGGAAACACGAUUAACUUAACCUGGAGUUAGUGUUAGCUUUUAAUUCAGUAUAAUAGCUUCGCAAAGGGAUUUUCUUUCUGUAUUUUUACCCAUUGGUCUUGAGUCAUAUUAAGAUCAGCCCCCAAAAACCCUUAGCUUUUACACAAGCACAUGUACAUGAGAAAUUAAAGCUAAGGUUAAAUUUUAAUCUCAGGUGAAUGUUAACCCCCUUUUGAACAAGUGGCCCUGAAUUUAUAGGUGUGUGAACCAAGGGCACAAGUGAAUUCAAGAAGUGGCAAUCAUAUAGCCUGAGCAAUUAAAAAUGUGGUUCUGUGGUCUUAUGUAGCGCACUCUAUAAGUCCUUAGGGUACUUCUCCAACUAGGGCCCAGUUAUUCAAAGGGUGAAUGAUGCUAUCCAAUAGAUAAGUUUCUAUCCAGUGGUUGAGUGUCAACAAGAGAUGCCGCACUAUCACUAGAUAGAGAUUUAUCCAGUAGAUACAGGGUUUGUAUGGGUCCUGGAAAACCUGGAAAGUCCUGGAAUUUUACUUUGACAUUUUCCAGGACUGGAAGCUCAGGUCGAAGACUAUAGGUCCUGAAAUGCCUGGAAAUCUGCUUAACUCGAGUAAUAAAGUUUUCAGAAUUUACGUUAUAAGAAAUGUAUGAAGACUGUAAGGAGAAUUGAUUUUGAAAUUUUGGGAAUGAGAGGGUUCAAGGUAAAAUUUGGAGUCCUGGAAAAAUCAAUCUGAGUCCUGGAAAAGUCUUUGAAAUUCAUUUCUGAAAAUGGGUAUGAACCCUGUAGAUAAGGCUAUCCAGCUUUAAAAGAACUAUAAGAAAGGAUGAUUAAAGGGUAUGUAUCAGGUAUUAGGGAAGAUAGGCAUAUACAAGAGGGCAAGUUGCUGCAAAUGGUCUCCACUGCCAGUUUUUUGUGCCUGGUUCACUGGAUCAUUAUGAAGAAUGAGGAACUCAUUAGCCAACAUAGCUAGGGUGUCUUUUCAAAACUCUGACACCUAAGAACAGUAUUCCUUCACUAUAUCCUAAUCAAAAUAAUGUUUAUGGAAGUAACACGUCUUGAGCAAACUCAGACAGAUUUUGUGAAAAUUUUUUUUCAGAUUAAGACUGUAAAUCUCUCCAAUUCUGCUGAUUGCUUAUCAAAGUUCAAGUCCAAUAAGUGGCUUGGGUUGAUUUUGUUUGCUGGUGUUGUGGCUGGUAGUAUUGUCAAGAAAACAAGAGAGAAAGAAGAAACUGAAGAGGCAAGAAACAAACCAAAGUUAUAG
Molecule: messenger RNA, 4710 nt
Organism: Pocillopora meandrina
Lineage: Eukaryota; Metazoa; Cnidaria; Anthozoa; Scleractinia; Pocilloporidae
Source: the annotation of a GenBank genome assembly